Molecule: messenger RNA, 2610 nt
Organism: Colletotrichum truncatum
Lineage: Eukaryota; Fungi; Ascomycota; Sordariomycetes; Glomerellales; Glomerellaceae
Source: RefSeq, a predicted model, not a curated record
AUGGGUACUCUCAACGAGAAGACGGGUGACACCAUUGAAGCCGUUACGCCGGCCCAGGUGGACCCCAAGGUUAGACAACCUUCCAGUUUUCGAGAGUGGAUCUUGCUAAUGGUAUCUCAGAGGGAGAGUUUCGAUGAGAAAAUCUCUGUGGAGGAGGUUGCGAGACAGCUGAAUGCAACCGCCGAGGAGGUUCUCGAAGCCAGGGAACACGCUCGUGGCCUCUCUCUUGAGGACGCACGUGAAGCCGCCCAGACGCUCGUCUCCCAACAUGGGCUCGAUCCGAACUUCCCUGCCGGGGCCCUCGAGCGCCUCAAGGAAUUCCUUGCCAAUGAAGACAUCUUCGCCAACCCGGAUUCUCAUGCCCGUGAAAUAUCCGAGGCCAAGGUUGAGGUUUCGUUGUUGACUACGAACAGCCCAUACGCCGAAGUUCGUGCCGUUGUUGAUCCACACGAUGAUCCUAGUAUGCCUGUGUCUACAAUCAGAGCCUGGGUUAUUGGGUUGGCGUUUGUUGUCUUCAUCGCUUUCAUCAACCAGCUAUUCAGUGUGCGCCAGCCCUCAAUCAUGCUGCGAGCUGAGGUUGUCCAACUGCUAGCAUAUCCAAUUGGUAAAGCCGCGGAGAAGUUCCUUCCCGAUGUUGGUUUUACCUUGUUUGGAGUUCGACAUAGCCUAAACCCGGGUCCUUUUAACAAAAAGGAACAUAUGCUUAUCUCCAUCAUGGCAAGUGUUGGAAAGACGCUGCCUAGCUCAAGAUAUAUUAUCUUUACUCAGUGGAUGGACCGAUACUUUGGCCAGAAGUACGCCAAGUCGUUCAGCUACCAAAUCCUCCUGGCUCUCUCCACAAACUUGAUGGGUUUCGGUUUGGCCGGUCUCUGCAGGCGUUUUUUGGUGUAUCCAUCCUUCUGUCUUUGGCCUGCGUCUCUGGUCACGAUUGCUUUGAAUAGUUCUCUUCACAGCGAGACAAACCACCCCGUCCCCGGCCCCUUUAAGAAGAUUUACAGCAUAUCCCGUUAUCGCUUCUUCAUGGCUGCCUUUGCUGCCAUGUUUGUCUGGUUCUGGUUCCCUGACUACAUCUUUGGCGCCCUCUCGCUUUUCAACUGGGUGGCCUGGAUUGCGCCCAACAACUUCACUCUGACUGCCAUCACGGGCGUCCGAAAGGGUCUCGGAUUCAAUCCGAUCCCGACUUUCGACUGGAACGUCGUUACUCAUGUCGUCCAGCCCCUUGUCGUCCCUUUCCGAGUCACCUUCAACACCUUCAUUGGUGUUUUCAUUGGCGGUAUCACCAUUAUCGGCCUCUACUGGACGAAUUCCUACAACACUGCUUACCUCCCCAUCAACUCGAACCUCAUGUACAAUCACUUUGGUGGUUCGUACAAUGUUUCCAGGAUUUUGGACGGCCGCGGGUGGUUGGACGAGGCAAAGUACCAGGCCUACUCCCCGGUUUACCUUGCGGCGAGCAGUAUCACCAUGUACUACUACUUCUUCGCUGUGUAUGCUGCGACCAUCUCUUACGCCGUCUUGUACCACCGUCAUGAUAUCGCACUCGGGUUCAAGAGCUUGAUCCGCAGCUUCAAGAAGGAGGCAUCGCACGAUUUCAAGGACGUUCACACCAGAAUGAUGAACAAUUACCCCGAGGUUCCCGAGUGGUGGUACGCAGUUCUCAACCUUGUUGCCAUUGCCUUUGGUGUUGCAGCUGUUGCAGCGUGGCCAACUGAGACGAGCGUUGGCGUCGUAUUCUUCGGCAUUGCCCUUGCUUUGGUAUUCGUUAUCCCCACUGGAAUUAUCUUUGCCACAACCGGCAUGGAAGUUGAGUUCAAUGUUCUUGCCGAGUUCAUUGGAGGUGCGUGGGAGCCAGGUAAUGCUCUAGCCAUGAAUUUUUUCAAAUGCUUUGGCUACGUUACCACCGCUCACGCCCUUGACUUCGCCAAUGAUCUGAAGCUCGCGCAUUACCUCAAGAUUCCUCAGCGUCAUACUUUCUUCGCCCAGGUUGUGGCCGUCUUCGUCUCCGCCUUUGUCUGCACCGGUGUCAUGAAUUUCCAGAUCCAGAACAUUCCUGACCUGUGCUCAACCAACCAGAAGGACCGCUUCACUUGCCCCGGCGUCAACACGUACUUCACUGCAGCUGUCCUAUUUGGCAGCCUAGGCGCCAGGAAGGUGUUUGGAUCAGGCGGCAUCUACACCGCUCUCCUGUCGGCGUUCCCCGUCGGUUUCGCCAUCCCCAUCAUCUUUUACAUCUUCCAAAGAAAGUUUCCCCGCACGCACUGGGUGGCCAAGAUCCACCCUGUCAUGAUCCUCAGCGGCGGUAUGAGUUGGUCUCCUUAUAACAUUGCGUACAUGUGGCCAGCAGUCAUUCCGGGCUGGUUGAGCAUGGUGUACCUUCGCCAGAGGUACCUUUCGUUCUGGUCCAAGUACAACUAUGUCUUGUCCUCUGCCUUCUCGACGGCUAUUGCCAUUGCUGCCGUAGUUAUCUUCUUUGCUGUCAGCUAUCAUGGCUUCGAGAUUGACUGGUGGGGCAAUAACUCUGAAAAGGGAUGCGAAUCCACGGCUUGCACUCUGCUUAAAAUGCCCAAGGGAGAGUACUUUGGGCCGCGCAUUGGGACGUAUGCUGCUUAA